AUGCCUAGACACGAAGAUAACCAUCGAUCCCGCCGACAUAGAUCUCGGUCCGUAUCUUCACACUCCCGUGAGGACCGAGGGAGAGCCAAAGCUCGCAGCUCCAGAUCACAGAGACACCGGUCCUUGAGCCCCGACGGUAGAAAGCGCUCCAGGAGCCCACAAGGACGAAAAUCACACCGUUAUAGGAGCCGGUCAGUGGAAUCAAGCGAGGCAUCACAUAACCGAAAACACCGUUCUCGAGAGCCACGUCGACGAAGUCAUGACCGUGGGCGAAGAGAGCAGGAUGGACAUCGAUCACGCAGGCACCGCGAGGGCAGGGAACGCUCCGCUUCUCCCGCCCGGAGAUCACAUAGGCGUAGUCCUUCGCCUCAGGUAGGCAGACGAUCUGAUAAACCGCUCCCUUCCCAGCAGGAUGCGUUUUCGAAGACACCCCGAGACGGAUCUGGCCAGGCAACGCCGGUGGGCGAGCAAGAGAAAGAGAAAGCCAAUUACGGGAACACAGGCCGUCUAGCAGCUGAUACCAACACUGUUAGGUCCGGUGAUGGGUCCACCGCUAUUAUUUUAAAAUACAAUGAGCCUCCAGAGGCCAGAAAACCUCCAGCCAAAGAUGCAUGGCGGCUAUACAUCUUCAAGGACGAUAAUCUGCUGGAAACAAUCGAGCUGGGAGAUCGGAGCUGCUGGCUGGUUGGAAAGGAAAAGCUAGUUGCAGAUUUGCCUAUCGAUCACCCAAGCUGCUCCAAGCAGCAUGCAGCUAUUCAAUUCAGAUACGUCGAAAAACGAAAUGACUUUGGAGAUCGAGAUGGUAGAGUCAGGCCAUACCUAAUUGAUUUGGAGAGCGCAAACGGGACUACUGUUAAUGGAGAUCCAGCCCCGGCCAGACGAUACAUGGAACUUAUGGAUAAGGAUGUUUUGAAAUUUGGACUAAGUACAAGGGAAUAUGUGCUUCUCCUCCCGCCUCCUAGCUGA
Messenger RNA from Nannizzia gypsea CBS 118893, 966 nucleotides. RefSeq names its product smad nuclear-interacting protein 1. Gene Ontology annotation, cellular component: nucleus. The transcript has a single exon. The record is from RefSeq and is a predicted model, not a curated record. Gene Ontology annotation, molecular function: protein binding; mRNA binding. The coding region runs from base 1 to 966 and encodes 321 amino acids. Lineage: Eukaryota; Fungi; Ascomycota; Eurotiomycetes; Onygenales; Arthrodermataceae. Gene Ontology annotation, biological process: maintenance of RNA location; mRNA splicing, via spliceosome.